AUGAGUCAGAGGCAGAGCUUCUGCGCUACGGUGGCGGGGGAGAGCGGGCAGGGCUUCGACGUUGAUUCGUCUGUGGUGGCGGUGGCGGUUUUCGGUUGGAGGGAGCAGCAGGGCCGCAAGAGGCUCGUACCCAAGCUGGCCCCAUUUUUAGGCUUUAUUUCUUACAUCACGGUAGAUGAAGGCAGCCGAAUCCCCCACCUAGAUACCGCCAAAACCCAGAUGCAUGCUGGGGAGUGCGGGGGAAGAUCGGAGCCCCCCCACCCCUCCCGCGACGGCUUUCGGCGGCGAGCAGCGCGCCAGUCUCCCGUCUGCUGCGCCGUGCGGAGGACUGCAGGAAUGUGGCGGGGUGCUGCGAACAGGAAGCAGGCAGGCUCGCCCCGCGCCUCCCCCUCCGCCACAUCGCAGCUCGGAGCAAGAGAGGAGCGCGCCGCCGCCGAACGACAGGGCUCCUCGCGACGGACGGCGGUGGCCGAGGUGGCCCUCCAGGAAGUGACACACACGCACGCCCGUGCAGGAGAGCGAUCGUCCCCGGACAGGCAAGCGGCCAGCGGGAUCGGUGGCGUGCGGUUGAGCAAGGAGAAUCCAGACGGGAGCAGAAUCAAAGCCCGAGACGGGCGCCAGGCGCUGAACAGCUCGAGUUCGGGGGCCCCGGGCGCCACCCCUCCUCCGCACCUCAUCUUCAUCAUGGUGGACGACCAGGGCUACAACGACGUGGGCUACCACGGCUCCGCCAUCCACACGCCCGUCCUGGACCGGCUGGCCGCCAAAGGGGUGAAGCUGGAGAACUACUACGUCCAGCCCAUCUGCUCGCCCUCCCGCAGCCAGCUAAUGACCGGAAGGUACCAGAUCCACACGGGCCUCCAGCACUCCAUCAUCCGGCCGCGCCAGCCCCUCUGCCUGCCCCGGGACAGCCCGACCCUGGCGGAGCGGCUGCAGCGGGCGGGCUACAGCACCCACAUGGUGGGCAAGUGGCACCUGGGCUUCUCCCGGCCUCGCUGCCUGCCCACGGGCCGCGGCUUCCACUCCUUUCUGGGCUCUCUGACCGGCAGCGGCGACCACUACACCUUCCAGAGCUGCGACGGGGCAGAGGCCUGCGGCUUCGACCUGCACGACGGCGAGCGGCCCGCCUGGGAGCUGAGCGGCAACUACUCCACACUGCUCUACACGCACAGGGUGAGGCAGAUCCUGAGGGCCCAUGACCCGCAGAAGCCCCUCUUCCUGUACCUGUCCCUGCAGGCCGCGCACACGCCCCUGCAGGCCCCCACCCGCUUCCUGGAGCGCUACAGCUCCCUGGGCAACCGCCCGCGCCGCCACUACGCCGGCAUGCUGAGCUGCGUGGACGACGCGGUGGGCCAGGUGGUGGAGGAGCUGCGCCACCGAGGCCUCUACCGCAACUCCGUCCUGGUGUACUCCUCGGACAACGGCGGCCAGCCGCUCUCCGGGGGCUGCAACUGGCCCCUGCGGGGCGGCAAGGGCACCUACUGGGAGGGCGGCGUGCGGGCGGUGGGCUUCGUCCACAGCCCCCUGCUGAAGAGGAAGGGCGUGGUCAGCAGGGCCCUCGUCCACAUCUCCGACUGGUACCCGACCCUGCUGGCGCUGGCCGGGGUGCCGAGCCGGGAUCUGGGGCGUCUGGACGGCCACGACGUGUGGGAGGCCAUCAGCGAGGGGUCGCCCUCGCCCCGCACCGAAAUCCUCUUCAACAUCGACCCCACGUCCCGCAGGCCCGGGGAGGCCAACCCCAGGACCCUGCGCGCCGGGUUCGGGAUCUGGGACACAGCCGUGCGCGCCUGCCUCCGGGCCGGGGAGUGGAAGCUGCUGACCGGGAACGUGGGGGACGGGGACUGGGUGCCCCCGCAGAGCCUGCCGGGGGGCCCCGCCGGCUGGGAGGGCCUGGAGAAGCGGCGGGACCAGCUGGGGAAGUCCGUCUGGCUCUUCAACAUCACCGCCGACCCCUACGAGAGGCGAGACCUCUCCAAGGCCCGGCCGGACGUGGUCAGGGUGCUGCUGGCCCGGCUGGCCGAGUACAACCAGACCGCCGUCCCCACCCGCAGCCCUCCCGACGACCCGCUCGCCGACCCCCAGCUCCACGGGGGCGUCUGGACCCCCUGGCUGGGUCGCCGGGAGAGGGGGGCGGGGGAGAGGGCGAAGAGGAAGGGCCACGCGAGGACCUGUAAGGUGUGCAGGCUGCGCGCCCUCUUCCGGAAGGUCCGCUCUCGGCUCCAGAGGGCCCUGGCGCACUUCUAG
This is a messenger RNA of Megalops cyprinoides (Indo-Pacific tarpon), 2244 nucleotides long. Its product is annotated as arylsulfatase I. The transcript has 7 exons. Lineage: Eukaryota; Metazoa; Chordata; Actinopteri; Elopiformes; Megalopidae. The coding region runs from base 1 to 2244 and encodes 747 amino acids. The record is from RefSeq and is a predicted model, not a curated record.